Molecule: messenger RNA, 738 nt
Organism: Miscanthus lutarioriparius
Lineage: Eukaryota; Viridiplantae; Streptophyta; Magnoliopsida; Poales; Poaceae
Source: the annotation of a GenBank genome assembly
AUGGAGAAGCAAUUUGAAGUCCAAAUGGACUCAAGACAGGUCCUUGAUGAGAUUGGUGGUUGUUCAUUGCUUGAAACUCUCGCGUCCGCGCCACCGCGGUCUCCGACAAGCCCAAGCUCAACAAGUACAGCGCGCGCAUCACGGAGCCCAAGUCGCAGGGCGCCUCGCAGGCCGUGCUCUACGAGGUCGGCCUCACCGACAUGGACCUCCCGCAAGCUGCAGGGCGGCGUCUCCUUGGUGUGGUAUGAGGGGAACACCUGUAACAUGCACCUGCUCCACCUCGCCGAGACCGUCUACGACGGCGUGCGCGAGGCCAGCAUGGUCGGCUUCCGAUUCAACACCGACGGUGUCAGCGACGCCAUCUCCAUGGGCACCCGGGGCAUGUGCUACAGCCUCCAGUCCCACGACCUCGUCGCCGACAGCAUCGAGACCGUCAUGGGCGCGCAACACUACGACGCCAACAUCUCCAUACCUGGGUGCGACAAAAACUACUCGGUUCCGACUGACAACUCAGACUUGGGUGAAUCUGCACUUGAGACUGAGCCAGUCAUUGGGCAGGUUUUCGUUACCAAGAGUUCAAGAUCAGAGGCUGAGUUUGAGCAACAGCUAUAUAUCCUUAGGAGACCCUCAAACAUCUCCGUUCGAGCUGCUCUGAACUUAAGCGUGGAGGUUUCAGGGCUGAAAAGGAUCAGAGAAUCCCCACUAAGCACAGUUUUUGGAAUGGAAUUUGGGCAAUAA